AUGGACAAUUCAAGGGGAUUACGAAGAAUUUAUACGUCAUUUGGACUACCUUGGUAUAUAAUUGUGUACUGGUUCAUAUAUAAUGUGACUGUACCUUUAGCCGUGUUCAUUACGGUCUUCUAUUGGGCAUUUUUAUCCGGAUUAGCAGACUCUGAAGAAGUCGCUGGAUUAGAAUUUGCACCAAACAAAGUGCUGGAUAUCUUCAUCCACGCCAUAAACAGUGUGGUGAUGUUAUUACUACUGCUAACAGCUCGUCAUCCCAUGUUCUUACUACACUUCUAUAAUGUGUUUGGCGUUGCCCUGAUCUACAUGUUCUUCAGUAUUAUUUACUGGGCAGCCGGCGGCACUGACCAAUUCGGACACACCUUUAUCUACCCCAUGUUAGACUGGGAGCAGCCGGCUGUGGCAUCAAUAGCUGUAGUAUUAUGUGCUGCUCUUAUCAUAAUAGUUCAUGUAAUCAUUACCUUGCUAUCUGUAGCAAGGGAUGCCCUUGGAAAACGGUAUCGAAAUGAUAAUUCUAUAGAUUUUUCGAGUAAUAUGUACAGUUAA
Molecule: messenger RNA, 549 nt
Organism: Pieris macdunnoughi
Lineage: Eukaryota; Metazoa; Arthropoda; Insecta; Lepidoptera; Pieridae
Source: the annotation of a GenBank genome assembly